CGUUCAGAAACGUAAUUUUUAGCGAAUAAACUCGUUUAUGUGUGAUAUUUUGCACAAGGUUGUGUUCUAGAGAAGGUGUAAGUACAAGUUGAACGUUUAUGGAACUAUUCAUGAAGUCGCUGCAGGUUGAACUCCAAAUAGAUCCAAUUUGUAUAUAUAGUGCAUUACAAAGGGUUCACGCGCCAUUCAUUCGUGCCCUAGGUAGUGCACUGAUCUAGGGAACAAGUUGCGUUUUGGGAUUCAGCCUUGAGUUUGUCGCUGCCAGAUGUGUUUUAGGUAAACUUCAUAAUGCAGGGACUGAACUGACACAGUGAAAUGUAGGCCAGUUUCAACAAGACAAUAUAUAAUAGAAUAAACAUUCUAAUAUUUGUUAUGUUUAAUUUCGUUGGCAUUUUGUUUACAUUUUCGAGACAUGUCACAUUGUGUGCUAAAUACUCAACAUUAGGGAUGCACCGAAUAUUCGGCAACCGAAAUUAUAAGUGAAAAGGCCGAAUAAAUUUGACCGAACAAUGACCUGUUUGAUGACGCGACCAAAUAGCCUAGCAAACAGAGUGAGACACACGAAGCUUUAAUUGCAGCAAACAUGUCGGCAGUGUGGAAGCAUUUUAAAGUGUCAGAGAAAGAUGGAAGAAUGGCCGUUUGCAGACAGUGUUCUGCUGAACUGUCUAGAGGGGGUACUUCUGGAAAAACGUACAGCACUACAAGCUUAAUUUAUCAUUUAAAAUCAAGGCACCCGGAACAGUAUGCAGAAUACGAGAAAGAUACAGGGGCAGCAGCAGCAGCGAAAAGAAAAGUUCCUCCCAGUACACCCACUCCAUCUGUGGCUGACUUCUUAGAAAAGGCAAAAAAGUUUGCCAACGACAGUGCCAAAACUAAAGGCAUUACUAAAAAGAUUAUGGAAUUCAUCGCCUUGGAUGAUCAAGCAUUCUCGGUUGUAGAGGACGUUGGAUUUCGCAGGCUUAUAGACUAUAUCGAGCCCCGUUACAUCAUGCCUAGUAGACGGUAUUUCACAGACGUGUGCUUACCUGAGAUGUAUAAUGUCAUUUCAACUCAUGUCCACGAGCUCUUGGCUACAGAUAUUGCAGCCCUCAGCUUCACGACAGAUAUAUGGAGCUCAGAUGUAAGCCCCACCAGUGUGCUGAGUUUAACCGCACAGUGGAUUGACACAGAUUUCAAGCUACAAAAGGUUGUGCUUCACUCACAAGAGUUAAGGGGGUCCCAUACAGCUACAGCCAUCUCCGAGGCAUUCGCUAACAUGUUUGACACUUGGCGUAUCGACCGAUCUAAAGUGCAUGUGGUAGUCAGUGACAACGCAAGAAAUAUGGCCGAAGCCAUGGGAGACAGCGAUCUGAAAGGCAUUCAGUGCAUGGCACACACAAUUCAGCUAGCAGUCAACGAGGGAGUGAUGAGUCAGCGCAGUAUAGCGGAUGUGAUAGCUAUAGGCAGGAAAAUAGUUGGCCACUUUAACCAUUCUCCGCUUGCCUAUGCGCGCCUACAAUCUAUCCAAGAGCAGUUUGCGUUGCCAACAAAACGUCUCCAACAAGAUGUAAGCACAAGGUGGAACAGUACAUAUUAUAUGCUGGAAAGCCUUUUUGCACAAAAGCGAAUACUGGCUGCAUACACAGCAGAUUAUGAUCUGCCCGCGACAUUCACCGCACACCAGUGGGUGGUAAUCGAGAAUGUUCUCUCUCUUCUUGCCCCCUUUGAGCAACUAACAAAAGAGAUAAGCUCAUCUGAGGCAUCUGUGGCAGAUGUUAUCCCCUUCCUUGCAGCACUAAAGCGUCUUCUAAACAAAGAGGCUGAAAAAGACAACGGAGUGAAAACAACUAAAAGUACACUCUUGGAGGCUGUCCACACCCGAUUUAUUCAGGCGGCCUCUGAACCCUUGUACUGCAUCGCGACUGUACUUGAUCCACGAUAUAAAGAGCAUUACUUGGAUGUGGGGACAAAACAGCACACACGAGAAAUUAUCCAGGCCGAGUUGGAUUCGGGAAAGCCACUUGGUGAUGGUCAGGGGAUGCACUGCGCAGGAGAUGGGGGGGACAGCGCAGAGAGAAAAAGGUCCCGCACAGAUGAGCCGCGUACAGCCUCGCUGUCUGACAUGUUUGAUGAAAUCCUCCGAGAGAAUAACCCAAAUGCAAGACAGAGGACAAGCUCAACCACUCAACAGUUAGAUGGUUAUCUCUCAGAAGUCCCCAUCCCCAGGAGCAAUAACCCUCUCGAAUAUUGGAGGACCAAUCAAGGUCGCUUUCCCGACCUGGCACAGAUGGCACGCAGGUACUUGUCUGCUCCAUGCACGAGCACUGACAGCGAGAGACUGUUUAGUGCUGCAUCUCAUAUCAUCGAUGAGAAGAGGACCCGACUUGAAUGUGGGAAAGCAGAGAAGCUACUUUUCAUAAAGAAGAACCUGCCACUUUUCCUAAAUAAAUUCCCCAUCAGCAAGCCUCAGUUAGCAGAGCAGUGGGUGCGAAGCCUCGGGCGAAAAAACUUUGUCCCAACCACCAACUCAUGUCUGUGUUCAGAUCACUUCCUUCCUGACUGCUUCCGCGAUUACAAUGGCAAACAGUUCCUGAGGGAGGAUGCUGUCCCUACCAUUUUCUCACACUCUGCCAAGGAGGGGGCAGACGGCACAAAGAUCGAAUUACGGAAGAACCGUGGGGGAUUGGGGACGAAAGAGGAAUCUCGUUCUGGUUCAAUUUCUGAUGGAGGCAAACAGCAGUUCCCAAAGGAGAGGAGACAAACCACAAGAGACACUGGCCAAAAGGGAAAAUCAGGAAAUGAUGCAUACAAGAGACGUGGAGGGGCGAAGGUCUCAUCCAGCGACAGGCAGGUCAUGACGGCUAAGAGCAAAGUGUACGACAGCCGAGGUCUGCUGAUCUCCUGUGGGAGAGACCUGUGCGACUGCUUGGAUGUGGACUGCAUGGGCUGCUUCUACCCCUGUCCCGAAUGCAGCUCUCGCAAGUGUGGCGUCGAGUGCCGCUGUGACAGGAAGUGGCUUUAUGAGCAGGUGGAAGUGGAGGGGGGCGAGAUCAUCCGGAACAAGUUUGCAAGCUAACUGGCGAGGAAAGAAAAUUGAGAUGGUGUUGGGGGUUCAAUGCGUGGAAGAGUUGGCUAGUGGUGUAAAUGUUAAGGUCUCAUUUUUGUACUAGCUUUCAUCUGGUCAACAUAAAAUAAAUGAAACGGUGAUCCAGAGACCUUGCUGGCCUUUGGGUUUGUAGUUUGGACACGAGUAGAGUUUUCUAUGCUCAACGAAUAUUCUAAAGACAAUUCUAAUGAAAAAACUCGAAUGCUCUGUAGAUAUGAAUUGAACACUGUGAUUCCAUUGGGAGUUUUUCUUUUUUUUUAAUUCCAGGGCUACGUUACUUUCUGUAGACUGAUUUCCUUUGCAUGAUGCCUCACCAGGCUCACUUUCAUAUUCAGAUUGAAGAGAUUUGAUAGGCUGACAGUUGGUCAUUUUUAAAAACACAAGCUCAUUCCUUACAUCGUAAAUUCUGUUGUAAAACUGAUCUGAAUGAUUUUCUACAUUAAUAAACAUUAACAAUCUAUGAACUUCAUGAAUAAACUGUUGGUAAGUCACCACA
Messenger RNA from Ictalurus punctatus (channel catfish), 3581 nucleotides. It is a transcript of the gene arl14ep, whose product is annotated as ADP-ribosylation factor-like 14 effector protein. The transcript has 6 exons. The record is from RefSeq and is a predicted model, not a curated record. Lineage: Eukaryota; Metazoa; Chordata; Actinopteri; Siluriformes; Ictaluridae. The coding region runs from base 584 to 3055 and encodes 823 amino acids. Gene Ontology annotation, molecular function: protein dimerization activity; DNA binding.